UGCUCGGAAGUAUGGUUUCCACAACUGGCGAUCAACAUAGCCCAUUGUUAUUAUUGUGCAAUCUCACACAUUUUUGACCUUUUGAGCACUUUUAUGGAAGCAAAAGAAACUAAUAUACAUUUAUAGAUAUUACGCAAAUAUAUUGCUUGGCGUACGCAAGGGACUGGUGAAAGUGAAAAUUGAAAAUUGCUAUUAGUGACAUGUCGGGGUUGAGGACAAGUUUAAUCACUUUCACUCUGGGUGCCUUGGUAGUUGUAUCCACAGUCACUAGCAUUGCACAUGCCCUGCCUUCACCUCAGUCAUCAAGCAAUGUUUCUACUGACUGUAUUAGCCUGUCUCAGGUUCAAAUAUCAACAGACUAUGUGGAGAGGCCUGGACAAGGUCCAGCAGCUUACACUGGUGACAAUGUGACAGUCACCUUUAAUGUGUCAUUCAGUGCCCUGGAUGCCAGUGUUUUUGACUUGGAGGUUGUUUCCCUGAAGAUACCGCAUUUCACUUAUUCCAAUAACUGUGCUUCUGAUAUCAAUAACAUUACAACCUGCAAUGUCACGUUUCAAAGCUAUGUUGAAGUGCUGAAUACAGAAGUACAAGUUGUAGAUGGUGUAGACUUUCUCCAGGCUAAUUCAACCACCAUUACAACUACACCAAAAGCUGUUGAUUUUUCAUGGGGAUCAAACUUUGCCGAUUAUGGGAAUUUCUCCAAUACUACUCUACAGUUUACUGUAGUACUGAGAGUAAAUGAGUCUGUGACACCAGCAACAUCGUAUAACUUCACUGCUGCAGUUAAUACAACAUGUGAUGCCUUGAAUUAUGGAAUGGUGUCGUCUUCCAAAUCUCUGUUCAUUGGGAAGGUGGAUGUCCUCAUCAAUGUGUUCUCCAAUCCACAGAAAGUGCAAGCUGGGGAUACAGCACACUUUUGGAUUUACGUUAGGCCAGCGGAGUCUGUGCUUGGAAAUUUAACUGUUAAUCAGAUUAAAGUUAACUUGGGUCAACAUACCAAUUUCCUUGCUGCAUCCCUGGCGGCUCCAACAAUGACAAAUCUCUCCAUAUCAGAGAAUGUCUUAACCACUACUGGAUUUUCCAUUGGUGUCCUGGGACAUGGUCCGAGCCUGGAUGCCAAUGUUGAUGUCAAUGUGACUGUCAAAGAUACUGUUCCUCUUGGUGGUGUUGCUUUUGGUGGCGCUGUUACAGUCUGUGCCACUUUGAGUUUCAUAGGAGCUAAAGCUGAUGGGUCCAUAAUACCAUCCUCUGGGCCGUCAGUACUGUGUGAUACAGUGCCCAGUGCUGACCUGACUCUACAGACUGGCAGUAGCACAUUGGGACUGGGAAGUACCACAAAUAUUGGCCAAGUAGUGGAAGCUACAGCUAGAGUCACAGUGCCAAAAGGAGUUUUGGAAAAUGUGAAAUUUGAGCUAGCAAUAACAUCUGACAGCGGCAGUUGCGUCCCUGUCAAAUUUGUCAAAGGCACACUGACACACCCAGCUGGCGUCACAGUAUCAGGACCCACAGAUAUUACCGAGAGUGGUUUCACGGUCACGGGACUGUCUUGCAGCAGAAAGAGGAGAAAUGCAGAGCUGUUAUCUCGUGUGAAAAGAGCUCCUGUCACUGUCACUGGACAAUUUUUUCUUGGAAAUAUAGCCAACCCUGCAUCCAGAGGGAGUAAUGCUGUCUUACUGGGCAAAAUCCACUACUGGGUUCCUACCAAUGCACCAACAGCCAACUUGGCAGUGACUGGAUCAGUGGAGAUUAAUGGAUAUUCCAUGAUGCUUGGCAGCGAUUCCACACAGAUUACCCAACCAGUACUUCUCAUUAAUAAGACAGCACAGAUGUACAAUGCCACUGCCAAUCCUGACCAUAUUCUUAUCAACGUCACAGUGAUGCAUGCGCCUUCCUCUACUGGUCCUGCUUAUAAUGUCAAACUUGUGGAAGAUGCCAGGAAAUUGAGAGUGUUCUUUUCCGCCAUGACCCCUCCAACCUCUCAGCUGACCUCUAUCCAGAAUGACCAGAUAAUGACCUGGACUAAGUCUGUACUGAAUGUUGGAGAUGUGAUGUUCAUGAGUUAUGAAGCAUAUCCUAGCAACAAUGGAGAUGACUUGGUCAAACUGGGCGACACAUACUUCCCAGCAACUCUGACCUAUGAUAGCUAUGACCCAACAAGUUACACUGGACUAACAGUAUCCCCACAGAGCAGUACAUUGACAACCAAUGCUUGUGCCACAAGACUGGUAAAUGAAAUCAAAAAUUUGCUGUAUCAGCAUGGUUUGACAGCCCUGUCAUUUUUCCUGGCCUUGUUGCUGGGGGCAGCCAUUGUGUUCUUGAUAGUUGUGGUGUAUGUUAAAGUAGCAAAGAACGGCAUUGGGAAUGAAGUUGCCCCAUCCACAGACAAUCUGCGGCAUGGCCUGAUAACAAAUGCAAACCAAGCCAUGAAGAAAGGCUAUAAGAAUAUCAAGGAUCAAAGCACUGUUGAUGAAGAAGAAAGUUUGGUUGUUAUUCACUGUAUGGGAGAUCCAUUGCAGAAGAACAGAGCUCUAGACAGCAUUGACAUUGCAUCUACCAUCACAACUGAUACAGAAAUUGAAAAACAGCGUUACAAAGCUUCACAGCAAGCUUUAACCAUGCUUAUUGAAAGUUUGAGAAAAAAUGGUGACAUCAGUCGCCAAAAGGAAGAAGCUGCCCUUAAGGAGUUUAUGAGGAAAGUCAAAGAAAUGGAAGCUAGCAUGGAGAAUCAGUACAAAGUUGCCAUGGAGGAGGUGUUUAGAAUGAUUAGUAUAAAGAAUAAGGAACAAAUAACAAUCAUUUUGAAGAAACAAAAAGAAGAAAAGGAUAAAUUGGAGAGACAGAUGAAUACUGCCUCUGAUGAGGAGAAAGCAGAAGUGUUUGAAAUACUGAGAAAAGAGCAUGAUAUUCAGCAGCAAGAUGCAGUCCAUUUACUCAAACUUGAACAGGAUGAGGAGUCGGAGAAACUAAGGAAGGAAUUUUCUAUUAAAAAGAGAGCUGCAGUUAAAGAUAUACAAAGGCAAUGUCUGUCACAGAUUGUUGAACAAGGAGAACUGAACCAACAGCAAGCUGACUGGAUAAUAAAUGAGCAUCAGAAAAACCAGGAGAAGGUUGAUAAAAUCUAUGAUGAUGAGGUAUCCAGACAGAGAGCCGCACUGGAGGAGAAGUUGACCAGACGAAGGAUGCUGGCCAGUAUGGCGGAUGGCGAGGAGGAUGAGUAUAGCGAGGUGCUGAACACGUUGGCAGAGCAGGAAUUGCAAGUGGUGCAAAAGUUGGAAAAACAAGAAAUAAUGGAUGAAGAUGAUGCAGAACGAUACAGAGAAGAAAUUGCAAGGGAGAUGCUAGCAGCCAAGAACAGAUAUGACACUGAACGUGCAAGACAGGAAGCUGAGUUAAAGAAAAGAUUGAGAGAAGCUAAGAAACAAAAGUUGGCUGAGAAGGCAAAAUUCCAACAACAAGAAUUGGAUGAAUUACAAAAGAAACAGAAAGAAGAGCAGGCACAGGACAAUGUUGAUCCUAUAGCUCUAAUAGAAAAACAAGCAAUAAUGACUUCAAAACACAGGGCUGAGAUGACAGAACUAGAAAAUCAAAUUGACUUGGAACAGACAAGAGAACUUCUGACAUUACGUGAAAAAGUCACAGAUGAAACAAAAGAACAAUUAGAAACCAACCGCCAAGCAUUUUUGGAUAAGUUGAAGAAUAACGGCUUCAUGGAGGAUGACCAAAUCAAACAGAUACUUAAACAGCACAAUUUACAAUUGAAUAAGCUUGAGCUGGCACAACAGACUGAUAGAGAGAAGCAGCAAGAAAACUUGCAGUGUCUGAUUGUAAUAUUGUGA
Messenger RNA from Lingula anatina, 3836 nucleotides. RefSeq lists its product as uncharacterized. Gene Ontology annotation, cellular component: plasma membrane protein complex; ciliary membrane. The record is from RefSeq and is a predicted model, not a curated record. Lineage: Eukaryota; Metazoa; Brachiopoda; Lingulata; Lingulida; Lingulidae. Gene Ontology annotation, biological process: smoothened signaling pathway.